CAAAUCAAAGGAACCUAUGUUAUGUCAAAACAAUUCGGUCAUGUCAUUUUGAAGUCAGUGAUCAAUUUACAAAUAUUCAAAUUUUCAGUGAUAUAUUUCAUUAGAAACCCGUCAUGUCUGAGAAAUGGAUAUCACGUAUCAGAGGAGACCCCCUUCGCCCUUUGUUUACAUCUCCCACUAAAAACAACAUAAAAACAUUACAAUUUUAUACGAAGAACUAUUCGGUAAUUCCAAUCGUGAUGAUAGCUGCAUUGGACAUGUGCUGGGUUGCAUUCUGUACCAUCCAGGGUUUUCUUAGAACCAACAUUGUGACGUCAAGGUGGGAUAGAACACAGAGGGAUAUGAUCGAAUUACUGAUAGAACCCAGAAAUAGAAAGUUUUGGACAUACGCUCAGACAUUUCCAAUUCAAAAAGAACUGUACGAUACAUAUGUGGAAAUGAACGAAUGCGAGAUAGCAAGAAAGAAGGAAUGUGAAGAAAAUCAGUAGCUGCAAUAACAUAAGUUUUGGCAAUAACAUCAAUAAUCAAGGUAAUGAUUAAUGAGGUCUCAAUUAUAGUUUGAUAGCUAUUGGAACAGAUUUAUACUUUUUAAUUUAUGCAAUUUAUAUAAUGUAUAUUUAUUACCACAUUCUUAUCUUACUUAUCGUUGUAUAAUAAAUAUGUAUCGC
Molecule: messenger RNA, 668 nt
Organism: Diorhabda carinulata
Lineage: Eukaryota; Metazoa; Arthropoda; Insecta; Coleoptera; Chrysomelidae
Exons: 6
Coding region: 114-488 (124 amino acids)
Source: RefSeq, a predicted model, not a curated record